This is a messenger RNA of Cyprinus carpio (common carp), 5426 nucleotides long. Its product is annotated as E3 ubiquitin-protein ligase RBBP6-like. Gene Ontology annotation, biological process: ubiquitin-dependent protein catabolic process; mRNA processing; protein ubiquitination. Gene Ontology annotation, molecular function: ubiquitin protein ligase activity. The transcript has 11 exons. The coding region runs from base 261 to 4802 and encodes 1513 amino acids. Lineage: Eukaryota; Metazoa; Chordata; Actinopteri; Cypriniformes; Cyprinidae. Gene Ontology annotation, cellular component: nucleus. The record is from RefSeq and is a predicted model, not a curated record.
GAUCGAAGUUUUGAAGCUCCUCAGCGGAUAAAGAAAAGCACAGGAAUCCCUCGGAGUUUCAUGGUUGAGGUUGAUGAUCCAAACAGAAAGGGAGUCAUGUUGACCAACAGUGGAAUAUAUGCCAUUCCUACUAUUGAUGCGAGGCCUAUGCCAUUGGGAAGAAAGAGAAGCCACCAUUUUUGCCCCAAAAUCAGUCUUCAUCCUCAGAGGAAGAAGAUCCAGUACCUGACGAGCUACUCUGUUUGAUCUGCAAGGAUCUUAUGACAGAUGCUGUCGUUAUACCCUGCUGUGGAAAUAGCUACUGUGAUGAGUGUAUCCGAACGUGUUUGCUGGAGUCUGAUGAACAUGUUUGCCCAACCUGCAAACAAUCAGAUGUAUCACCUGAUGCUUUGAUUGCGAACAAAUUCUUGCGCCAAGCAGUAAAUAAUUUUAGGAAUGAAACCGGUUAUACCAAAAGGAUUCGAAAAGCUGCAGCCUCUGCACAAGAAGCCCAAACACAGGCUCCUGCCCAGCGGCCACCUAUGAGACUGGCAACCUCACGCCAGCAGGACCCUCUGAUGGCCCAUGUUCCGAGCUCAGCAGCUGAUAGCACCCCUCCUCAAAGCACACCUGCUGCCCCUUUAUCUCCUGUUAGCACUCAACAGCCCUCCAGCACCCCACCUUCUUCUAGCAGCUCCACUGUAAACAGCAGCAGUGCAUCAGCAGCGACAAACUAUAGCCCUGUGGUGAACUCUCCUCAACACUCUACUAAGCAGGAUGACCCUCCACCGAAAGAACCAGAGGUCCCAGCAUCUACUGUUGUGUCUUCAUCAGACACACCUGUCCCGACAACUCCUAUUCCAAAGGGAUACCAUGUCCCAGUAAUUGGGAAGCCGAAUAUGCCUCAGCACCACAUGCACAGAUCAGGGCAGGCAAGGGCUAGUGGACCAAGGCCGUCUGGAGGCCGUCCUGCAUGGGAUCAGUCCUCAAGUAGAGGGAGAGCCCCUAUUGAGAGACCACAGAGAACACAGCCUCCUCCAGUACAAAAUCUUCCUCCUGUAGUCCCUCCAGUGUAUGUGCCUCCUGCUCUUUUUCCUCCUCCUCCACCACACCCUAUGCCUCAACCACCUGGUGGUGUACCACAGCAGUAUCCCAUACAGUAUCCUCCAGGACAGCAGCCUCCCCCUCCCUACAACAUUCCACCACCUGUAUUUCCACCUGUCCCACCAAAUGUGACGGCUCCAUGGGUGCCUCCUGGUCCACAACCACCUAUAGUCAACCCUAUCUCUACUAUGCCAACAGCACCUUUUCUAUCCAAAGAGGAGUUUUACCGUCAGCAACGUAGACUGAAGGAAGAUUCCCAAUGUCGAUUCGUUACCAGGGAGAAGUCAAAACUUGAGGAGUUUACCAAUGACUUUGCCAAAGAGCUUUUGGAGUACAGAAAGAUCCAGAAGGAGAGAAGGCGAUCCUACUCUAGAUCAAAAUCUCCUUACAGGGAUUCCUCCUACAGUGGCUCAUCAUAUUCUUAUUCAAAAUCCCGCUCUCGGUCCAAAUCACCACGCUCCUACUCUCGGUCAGUAUCCCGAUCUCGGUCAAGAUCCCGCUCACGCUCUCGUUCCAGAUCACGUUCCUACUCUCGCUCACCAUAUUCCCGCAGGGGCCGAGGUCGAAGCCGUAGCUAUCGAUCUAGGUCACGCACUCCAACUUACCAUCGCUCCCACAGUAAAUCACCAUCAUAUAGGGGUCGGGAGAUGAGUGGAAUGGGAAGUGGAAUGUAUCGUUCCCGCUCCAGAUCCCCUCUAUAUAGGAAUCACAGUCCCAGCAAGAAACUCCCACCCCCUUCUCAAAUUGAGGGCGAGCGCAAAUAUGCAGGGAGGUACAGAGAGCUCCCUCCUUAUGAUGCUAAGGCUUAUUAUGGCCGCAACAUAGACCAGAGUGACCCCUAUGAGAGAGAGCGAUAUCGAGAGUGGGAAAGGGAGUACAGGGAGUGGUACGAUAAAUACUUCAAGAGCUACGACAACCCACCAGGUAGUCAAAUGCGAAACCGUGCUCCAGGCAGCAGAGAACCCUAUACCCCUGAGCGUUUUGCUCCUCCCCGACCAAGAGAAAACUCCCCCUACAGCAGGGGACGUCGGGAGGAUUAUCCGCCGCCACCUCAGAGCCACGGUGUCCCACCGAGAAGCAGAGCAGCCAUGACAUACCAAGAGAAGUGUGCUGAGAAGUAUGGGCACCUUCAAGUCAACGCCACUGGAGCAGGGAGAGGACUUAACAAAGAGUCUUUGAAACCUCUCAAGGACCGAGAACCUGGUGGAAGCACUGCUGCAGACCCCAAGUCUGUGAAGCAUAAAAAGCAUCGCAAAAAGAAGAGAGAAGAUGGUGACCUCUUCAGCCACUCUGACUCUCUGGAUGAAUCCAGGAAAGACAAUCGUAAAGAGGACUCCAUGCUGAUGAAUUCAAGUCGUGACGAUGCCACACCUGUCAGGGAUGAGCCCAUGGAUAGCGCUGCAGUGUCCUACAAGACUACCCCUCUAAAGGAAAAGAAAGAGAAGACUAAAAGCAAAACUGACAAAGUUAAACGAAAGUCAGACAACAGUGGGCAGAAGAAAGAAGAAUCAGGAAAGAUGUCAAAAUCUGCUAGAGAGAAAGAAUCUGAUUCACCACGAGAUAAAGUGGCUCCCACUGAACCAGUUAUUAAGAGAGUCAAAGACGAACCAUCCCUCAAAUCUGAACCAAGCAAACCUCAAUCCUCAGAGUCCAAACUCAUGCUUCCACGCAAGUUGAUGCAGUCUAGGCCCAUCAAACACCAGGAGCUGAAGCCCAUCAAAGAUGAGGUCAAAAACAAGAAAGAAUUGGUGAAAGACCCUGCAAAGCAAGACAAAGGUCCUGUCAAAGAUGGGAAGGUCCCUAAAAAAGAGCCAGAGAAGCCUGUGAAAACUGAGGAGAAGAUGUCCGCUAAGACAGUUGAUACUAAACAGGAUAAAAAGAAACGUAAAGAUGACAAGCCACCUGCGAAAGACCUAGAUGUUCCUCCAUUAAAAGUAGCAAAAAUGGAAGUUGACAUGGCCAAAAGCUCUCCAAAACCUAAAACCAGACCGGAGAGCGAAAGGCCAGUUGAAAAGGAGAAAGUAGCUAUUCCGUCUCUGAUGGAUAUUAAGCCAGAGCCUGUAAGAAAGAUUAAAAUCAACAGGGAAAUUGGCAAGAGAAUAUCUAGCAUUGAUCGGCCAAUUUCAGAUGAGGACUCUGCUCAUGCCACAGGAAAAGGCAGACUGGACAAGUCUAGAGGAAAAUUAAAGAGGAAGGUUCAUGCUUCCGAUGGAUCAGGGUCCAUAUUGGUUGAUUACACCAGCACCAGUUCUACAGGUGGAAGCCCCAUCAAAAAGCAUGAUGAUAAGCUUGACCUAAAGAAGACUGUGGUGAAGACCCUGGAGGAAUAUACCAAUGACAGCUCCACCCCUGCUGAGGAUGAAAUUGUCAUGAUCCAAGUGCCCCGUUCCAAGUGGGAAAAGGAAGACUAUGAAUCUGAGGAUGAUGAUUCUAAGGUUACCACCAGAACCGGCAACAUCAACACAUCCAGCCCUGCUCCUUCAGAGGAGAACACUGCAGUGAAAUCAGCCGGCAAGGAGUCUCCACAUGCUGACAAAGCUCUGCCUGUAGCCAAAGAGGCAGAAGUCAAACCUGCCAAGGACUCCACAUCAAGUGAUAAGGAGAAAGAUACUGACAAAGAGAAAGACAGAGAACGAGAACGAGACAAAGGGAAAGAAAGAGACCACAGCAGCACUGUAGAUCGUGAGGUAACUGAUAAAAGGAAGCCUAGUGUACCUAAUCAGGAAAGAGAGUGUGUACAAGAGAAGGGCAGUGACCAUGGCAGUGAACGAAGCUCCUCUUCCCAGUCCUCCAGAGAUAGACAAGCUGACAGGUCUGAACCAACCUCUAGAAAACCAGCAGGAAGGGAGACGACUACAGGUGUCACCAGUAGGAAAGCAGAGCAUAGAGAUGAUACAAGAGACCACUCAGGCACAAGAUCAAAAGAUGAGAGAAAUCCACUCAGGAGGAGAGUAUCACCCUCCCCACCCUCAAGGGUAAAGGACUUGCACACAGACUCUGGAAGAAAAACUCUUGAUGCACCUCAGGAGUCCCAAAGUCCUAGUAGGAAUAAGAGAGCAUCAUCGCAGAAUGCCCCAGAGCCAAAACGAACAGGGCCAGAGGACCACAAAGGAGACUGGCCAUGCAGUAAGGAGAGCCAGGGUUCUAGGCAUUCUGAUGUACGUCCCGCAAAGGACCGGGAACACAGGACUCCUCAUAGAGCUUUGAAUCCAGAGCCUAGAACUGAUGCAGAGAAAGGUGGCACAUAUGGCGACCACAUAAAAAACCCAUCUGCACGCUCCACAAGACUGUCCUCAGAUUUAGCAAGGGAAACAGACGAGGCUGCGUUUGUCCCUGACUACAGUGAAAGCGACAGCGAGACCUCAGACACUGAGAGCAAAAUGGAGCAGAGAGGGCAAGAGAGGGACAGCAGUGGCAGCCAGAGUCCAAGCCCAUCUGGAAGCCACGGACACAGCAGCAGCCCCAGCUCUCCAGGAAGUCAGGACAGCAAAAAGAAGAAAAAGGACAAAAAGGAGAAGAAGGAAAAGAAGAAACACAAGAAGCACAAAAAACACAAGAAGCAUAAGAAACAUACUAGUAAUGAGUCUGAAUCAGAGCUCAAAGUACAGAAACACAAACAUAAGAAAAAGAAGUCUAAAAAGAGCAAGGACAAAGACAAAGAUGACAAGGAAAAAGAUGAGAGUGAGAGAGACGAACACAAGGCAAAAGUAAUUGUUUAAUUCAUCUUAGGUUUAACCAUUGGUUUAAUUUACUCAUCUUUAAGAAGCAUUUAAAAAAAUAAAAAAAUAUUGUUCUGCACUAAAGUUUAAGUACUGUUCAGAUUUCAUUGUGUGAUUAUUUCUCAAUGGUUAAAGACAUGCUUUUUUUGACCACGCUAAUCCCCCCCAUUGUAAUAGAGUAGCUACUUUAAUGAUAAAGGUUAUUUUAUUUUGGGUUCUGAAUUUUCAUGAAUGUGUUGGUUCUCAUUUAAAGUUGUUGCGGAUUCUCAUUACAUCAUGGUUUUGCAUUAAGGCCAUCGUAGAGGAAGCACUUUAGAAAUGUGAAUGUGAUUUGCAAAAUUUGCAAGAGUUGCAAAAGCCCUUUUGUACCUCAUUUCCUGUAUGUUUAAGUUGGAGAGAAACAUAUCAUUAUGACAGUAUGAAAAUAUUGUUACAGAGGUAACACAAGAGUGGUGUCCAGCCAUUGGGGCACACAGAUUUACAAAGUGUAUGUUUUUGCACUGUGAAUAUCUCCUCUACUCUUUCAUUUUCUUCUAAUUCACCUUCAUAAGAGUAAUUUAAAUUAUCUGCUGAAAUGGAAUUGCAUAUGUUUUGAGGGUAAUAAAUUUUUGCAGGAAAUAUGAA